UCUUCUGCGGAUAAAAAAAAGAAAAACUCUCUCUCUCUCCUCUCUCUCAUCAGUCUCUCUCUCUCUCUCAAAGUAUUUUCCUCCAUUUCUUCGCGACCAUACACGAAACGCCUCUCUCUCUCUCUCUCUCUCUCAAACUUUUUUUCCCCUGAAUAUAAAAAAUCGCCGCGAUCCAGUUCGCAAUACAGGCCCCCCGAUCCAUAACAUUCGCAUUACAUUCCUUUCUGAAUUACAGACGUUUUUCUGUCGGAAAAACAUUGUCCUGUUCUCUGUCGCAGAAUCCCCGAUCGGACUCCCCAUUGAAAAUUCCUCAACCCCGAACCUUCAACAAUUCGUCGCAGGCUUCGCUUCUUAUUGAUCGAGCUGAUGGCCUAUGAACAAAACUUCCAAGACUUCCAAGAACCUAUGGCACAGUUUGAAUCUGAAGGAGAUGUUUCUCUGAAGCAAAAGUGGGAAUUAAAUUCUGCUCCAGCAACCGCUGCAGAAAAUGGGAAUGGCUGCUUUGAUUGCAAUAUAUGCUUAGACUCGGCACAUGAUCCUGUGGUCACCCUCUGUGGUCACCUCUACUGCUGGCCUUGCAUUUACAAGUGGCUCCAUGUCCAAACUACCGCCUCCUUCGAAUCAAAUGAGCCCCCCAAAUGCCCAGUCUGCAAGGCUAAGAUUUCCGAGUCAUCGUUGGUCCCGCUAUACGCGCGUGGAAAUUCUUCAUCAGAAUCCAAUUCCAAAAGGCCCCACCGUGAUGUGGUCCCACCUAGGAGGCCACCUGCUCUUGCUGUGGACACCACAGUGGCUUCCCAUCAAAACCAUCAGCUUCACGCGCAUCCUUUUCACUCACUGCCUCAGCCGUUGCAACACCAACAGUUCUUCCCUCACCCUAAUUACGGAAACUACGCUUCCAUGGCAGCUUCCAACUUUGGUGGCAUGGCAAUGACUGGCAUCUUUCCCACAGUCGGGAUGUUUGGGGAAAUGGUAUUUGCAAGGAUGUUUGGGAGCUCAGACCCGAGUUUGUUUCCUUAUCCUUACUCCAGUACUGCUUAUACUUUCAUGGGAAACGGAAGCCCUAGGUUGAGAAGGCAGGAGAUGCAGCUCGACAAAUCUCUGAACAGGGUUUGCAUCUUUCUCUUCUGUUGCUUUAUGUUGUGCCUUAUUUUGUUCUAAAUUCUUUCCAUCGGCACCAUGGGGUUGUAAAAAUUAUGGGUUUGAACUCAUGAACGGUUAGGAAUAGGUUAGGUUUAUACUACCUACUAUUUUGGUGAUUCUGAGGACAGGUAUCUUCUAUGAGAUGAUGUUCGUCUCCUGUAAAACAGAUAUUUGUAUUGAAUUACGAGUAAACAUUUUCCUUUUCGCGGUAUUUA
This is a messenger RNA of Rhododendron vialii, 1355 nucleotides long. Its product is annotated as E3 ubiquitin-protein ligase RMA3-like. NCBI's taxonomy places the organism in Eukaryota, Viridiplantae, Streptophyta, Magnoliopsida, Ericales, Ericaceae. The coding region runs from base 367 to 1158 and encodes 263 amino acids. The transcript is spliced from 2 exons. Gene Ontology annotation, cellular component: endoplasmic reticulum. The record is from RefSeq and is a predicted model, not a curated record. Gene Ontology annotation, biological process: ubiquitin-dependent protein catabolic process. Gene Ontology annotation, molecular function: metal ion binding; ubiquitin-like protein conjugating enzyme binding; ubiquitin protein ligase activity.